Messenger RNA from Brassicogethes aeneus, 1499 nucleotides. Lineage: Eukaryota; Metazoa; Arthropoda; Insecta; Coleoptera; Nitidulidae. The record is from the annotation of a GenBank genome assembly.
ACUUACUGGACUUCUCCAACUCUCUGGCGGCUUGUGCAGCCCUCUCCAACGCCGAAGAAUCGAACCUGUAAGCCUCCAUUGCUUUUCUUUCAGAGGCGGUCAACUGGGGCGGCUCGUUUCCACCGCCUCCACCCGCUCCCGGAUUUUGCAGACCCAACUGAGCCAAGUCCGGCUGUUGGUUGUUGCGAUUGCCACCGAAAAUCCACAUUUUAAUUCACGAUUUCACUUAAUUUUUGAUGAUUUUUAAUGCCGAACUUGAGGUUAGGUCGAAUGCAUGUGUCCACGAACAAAUUUUUGACAGACCUCUUCUUCUUCUUCUUUCGCUGAUUAGGUUUAUUUUUGUUCUAUGGCUUUAUUCUAGAUUUUUUUGGUAGUUAUAAGUUAUUAUUAUAUUUUUGCACAUUUAUAAUCAAGCAUUCAUAAUACACAUACAAUUUUCAAAGAUCUUUUGAAACAUAACCUAUAAUUUUAUCCUAAUCUCGUAAAAAGACAUGACAACAAUGAAAUAAAAAAUGGAUAUAAUUAAAAAUAGGAUUACUUCAGUCCUACAUGAAGAAACAGAGGAUUUAAUUCACUAUAUUUGUGCGAUAUCUGAAUUAUCUUAUGAGGAAACAGAAAAACCGAACUGGCCAUUAAAGUUUUAUAGGGAAUAUGUUUCAAAAAAUGUUCCCGUUAUUAUAAGGGGAGGUGCUAGACUAAUGCCGGCUGUACAAAAAUGGAGUUCGGAUUAUUUUAGGACGAAAUUAUCUGAUAAAUCAGUUACUGUAGCCCUAACACCCAAUGGAUAUGCAGAUGGGUUAAAUAAAUCAGAAACUGGUGUAUUUUUUGUAUUGCCUGAAGAAAAAGAAGUGAAAUUUGAUGAGUUUUUGACAAUAUUGGAUCAAAAACAGGAUAAUUUGAUCGCAUAUAUACAAAGACAAAAUUCCAAUUUAACGCAAGAUUUUUUAGAAAUUGUAGAUGAUGUUGGAAUGGAAAUACAUUGGGCAUCUGCAGCGUUUGAUAAAAAACCAGACGCUGUAAAUUUUUGGAUGGGAGACCAAAGGGCUAUAACAAGCAUGCAUAAGGACCCUUAUGAAAAUAUUUACUGCGUUAUAGAUGGCUACAAGGACUUUAUUCUCAUACCACCCACAGACCUACCAUUUGUACCAACCCAAACAUACCAAGUAAAACGUUACGAAAACGUUACAACAAAUCGCUAUGAAAUGGUAAAUGACGACUCUGUAACAGACGUCAAAUGGGUAGCAAUAGAUCCCUUAAAUCCGGACUACGAUAAAUAUCCUGAAUUUAAAAAAGCACAUCUGUAUAAGUUUCGUUUAAACAAAGGCGAUAUGUUGUAUUUACCCAGCUUGUGGUUUCAUCAUUUGCAACAAAGUCAUAAGUGUAUUGCUGUAAAUUAUUGGUAUGAUAUGGAGUUUGAUAUUAAGUAUUGUUAUUAUAAAAUGCUGGAAAGUAUUUGUUAAGAUAAUAAAUAGUUGUGAUGUAAUAAACGUUGUUUUUUU